This is a messenger RNA of Dermochelys coriacea (leatherback sea turtle), 8970 nucleotides long. RefSeq names its product RAB11 family interacting protein 4 (gene RAB11FIP4). The record is from RefSeq and is a predicted model, not a curated record. Gene Ontology annotation, biological process: regulation of cytokinesis; endocytic recycling. The transcript has 16 exons. NCBI's taxonomy places the organism in Eukaryota, Metazoa, Chordata, Testudines, Dermochelyidae. The coding region runs from base 355 to 2097 and encodes 580 amino acids. Gene Ontology annotation, cellular component: endocytic vesicle; midbody; cleavage furrow.
CGCCGGCGGGAGGCAGCCGGGCGAUCAUGGCUGCUGCCGGCUGGCGCCUGGCGCGCGGCUGCAGCUAGGCGCCCGGGAUGGAGCCGGGCGGGCUCGGGGGCCCGGCCGAGUGGACGCGGCUCCUGCGGAAGCUCAAGCAGGUCUUCGACGCGUGCGCCGAGGGUGCGGCCGGCUUCAUCCGCGUGGAGCAUUUCGUCGCCCUGGGGCUGCAGUUCGGCCACGGGGACGAGGCAUGGAACCAACUCUCAGAAGAAGUUCGUAAAGCCACUCGCCUGUCCUUUUACAAAUCACUCCUUGAGUCUCAUUUCUGCUGUGACGCCUACCGAAUACUGCCACUUGCUAACAGUGAGGCAGAUGGUGGAAAAAUUGGCUAAAUACUUGGACCCAAAUGACCUGGGAAGAAUCAACUUCAAGGAUUUUUGUCAUGGAGUUUUUGCUAUCAAAGGCUGUGAAGAGUUACUGAAGGAUGUGCUGGCUGUCGAAAACCCUGGGUGUCGGCACUAUGAGCCGCAGUAUGUGGAUUACUACUACCAGGGUAGCGAAAUCCAGGACGGUGCCUAUUUGGACGGUGAAAGUGUGUACAGUGAGUCCGAGCUGUUUCCUGAUGAAGACACAAUGACCCUGGCCCAGCAAGAGGUCCACCAUGAGUCCGACAUGGACAGUGCCAUCGAGAGUGUGCAGAGCUCUGAGGCAUCCGAUGUGUGUGGCAGUGAAGAGAAGGACAGCAUGCUCAGUGGACUCUUUCUGCCUGUAGACAAGUCAAGUCCUCACAACCCCUCUGACCUCUCCACCUAUUCCACCGCCUCUCUGAUCAGUAAUGAGGAACAAUUUGAAGACUAUGGGGAAGGAGACGAUGUAGAUUUUACUCCCAGCAGUCCAUGCCCUGAUGAUGAGACCAGAACCAACGCCUACUCUGACCUUGGCUCAUCUGUGUCUUCCAGUGCUGGGCAAACGCCAAGGAAAAUGAGGCACGUUUAUAACAGCGAGUUACUGGACGUCUACUGCUCGCAGUGCUGCAAAAAAAUAAACCUGCUUAAUGAUUUGGAAGCGAGGCUGAAAAACUUGAAAGCAAACAGCCCCAACCGAAAAAUCUCAAGCACAGCUUUUGGAAGACAACUCUUCCACAGCAGUAAUUUCAGCAGCAGCAAUGGCAGCACAGAGGACUUGUUCCGAGACAGCAUAGACUCAUGUGAUAAUGAUAUCACAGAAAAGGUCACUUAUUUAGAAAAAAAGGUGACCGAACUGGAAAAUGAUAACAUGACAAACGGAGACCUGAAGAGCAAACUGAAACAGGAGAACACGCAGCUAGUUCACAGAGUUAAUGAACUAGAAGAACUCUUGAAAGACCAAGAGACGUCAGCUGAACAAACGCUGGAAGAAGAAAUAAAACGGCACAGAGAAGCAUACAGCAAGUAUGAAAAAGAAAAGGGCACUGAAAUUGAACUGCUAAAUACAAGGGUUCAACAGCUUGAAGAAGAAAAUGGUGAACUCAAAACCACUGUUACGCGACUGAAAUCGCAAACAGAGAAACUAGAUGAGGAGAGGCAACGCAUGUCGGAUAGGUUAGAAGACACCAGUCUGCGGCUGAAGGACGAGAUGGACUUGUACAAAAGGAUGAUGGACAAACUGCGACAGAACAGACUAGAGUUUAACAAGGAGAGGGAAGCUACUCAGGAGCUCAUUGAGGACUUGCGAAAGGAACUGGAGCACCUGCAGCUGUACAAACUAGAUUGCGAGCGCCCUGGCCGGGGGAGAAGCUCCUCGUCUAGUGUGAGUGAAUUCAAUGCAAGAACAAGGGAAGUGGAAAUGGAGCAUGAAAUUAAACGACUAAAGCAGGAGAAUCAGAAACUUCGAGACCAGAAUGAUGACCUUAAUGGACAGAUCCUAAGUCUUAGUCUUUAUGAAGCUAAGAAUCUCUUUGCAACACAGACAAAAGCCCAAUCACUGGCUGCUGAAAUCGACUCUGCAUCAAGAGAUGAGCUCAUGGAAGCUCUUAAAGAACAGGAGGAAAUAAACUACAGAUUGCGACAGUAUAUGGACAAGAUUAUUUUGGCCAUCCUAGACCACAACCCAUCUAUCCUGGAAAUAAAAAAUUGAAGGACAAAAAAAGCAAUUGCCUGAUAUUUCUGCACAUGCCACUGGAUCUAAACAUCACUCUGAUACUGUAAAUGAUUCUAUAUAUAUCUUAUGUGUGAAUGUGGGUGCGUGGGUAUGUUUAUAUGAUGUCUGGUACACUUCUCUGUGAGUCAUCAAAUCAGCUUGAUUCAUUUUUUUCAUGCACUUUCAAUAUCUGUGACAAGAUCACUACUAUAUAUUAAUGUAAUAACAAUAUAACUGGAUCACGCUGUUUUAGCUACUGGACAUAAUGACUCUACCUCUGGUGGUAAGGGUGAAAUACAGUGGACACAUAUGGAUGUCUCCCCUCCCUUUAAGAACAAGAAUUACUCUUUCAUUCUUUCAAAUGAAUGAGGGUACUCCCAAAAAUUUGACACAUCCAGGUUUGAUUCCUGUCUGGUGCUGACUAAAUCACACUCUAUUGAAUUUAGCUUUGCCAGAGCUUUACUACUGAAACCACAGAGUUAAAAAUAAACCUUUGGCCAAACCUGUGCUUUUUUAAAAAAUGAAUAUCUGGGGGGGAUGAAGAUCAAACUGCAGAAUUGUUAAUAUCCAUGUAAAAACACCAUCCACUUGUUUGCCACUGUCAGCAAAAAGUGCUUUUAAUAUGAAGGCCACAUAUCAAAGUUCAGGAUGAUUGCCAGUCUGUCUAGUGUGUGCAUGUGUAUGUGUUGUGCCUGGGUCCCUAUAGCAUUGAGGCAUUGCAAUGUAUACCCUUAUUUUCAGGGGUUUAUCACUGGGCCAUUUAAAAUUAAUUCUGGGAUCCAACUCCUCUGCAUUUGAAGGCUUCAACCAGGGAACACAUUCUGUUUUAAAUGUUACUGACUGCAUGCAAAUCCACUUCAUUAUUUUAAAGAAACUUUAACUUAAAUAGCUCAAUUCCCUUCCCCACAACCAAAGCACACUGUUGCACUCCUAUGAGAGAGAGAGAGCUGGGGGAGGGGGGGCAUGGAAGAGAGAAUGGUGGGGUCCUCCUACAGUUUUGCAGUUGGUUAAUCCCUGAUGUAAACUAAUUUAAUCUUUGAGCGGUUAAAAGUAAAAAUCACACUUAAGACACCAAGUAAUGUGCAGCAUGUUCCACCCCCAACCCCACUAUUUCACAAGAGCUUGCAUUCAUCACCCAAAUUACCCAUCCCAAAUGCAUCUCCUGUCUGAAUGCACACAUUCAUAUGCUCUGAAUCGGGAAAGUACAUAAGCAUGUGCUUAACUUUGAGCAUAUACUGUACUUAGGUCCCAUUUGGAGUUAAGGAUACACUUAAAGUUAAGCACUUUCAUAAGUACUGUCCUGUCUAGGGAUGGGUUUAAACACCAUUUAUGUGCUUCCUGAAUUGGGUCCAUUUCUUGUAGAAUUAGGACCUUUUAGCUAAAAGUAGAAUCAGCUUGAAGUUAAAUGCUGGGAAAUUUUAUUCCAAGCACUAAACAUUUUGUUUAAAAAAUUUUUUUUUACACAUUUUUUAAAAAACCCAAAAAACAAACAAACCAAAAAAAAAAAAAACACAGGUGGGGAGGAAAAAAUCCACCCUUUCUUUCAUACCAAUUGGCACAAGCAGGGAAACUCUCUGGUCGAUUUCUCUGUAAUCAAAUAUCUGGCUUUGCCUACGUGCAUAGAGAUGUGUUCUUGUUUAUUUUAACACGCUCCUUGGAAAUGGACUGUUGCAGUAGAUCUGACUGACUUUCUGUAUAUACUUGUUGGCAGUUUGUCUCACACCUACCAUUGUCUUUGUGUAUUUUUGUUUGUGUAUGUAAUGCAUUUUUCCAUAUUCUGAAUACCUACAGCAUGUAUUCUAUUACUGAUGUAAAUAUAUAUAUAUAAUAUAUUUUUUUUUCUGCAGCUGCUAUAAUCUUGCCUUCAGUGAUAUUUUAUUGGAGUAAUGGGCAGGUGUGGGGAAGCACUGAAAAUUGUCUGUCUUGAAGGCAAGACAAUAAAACCAAUUCAGUUAUUUAUUUGAAUCCGUUAUUUAAGCUCUAGGUAGGGCCACAGGACUGGAGGAGAGCUAAUGAUGAAAAUGUAAUUGUCCUUUUCAGGCCUGGGUGAACCGUAUAAGGGCUCAUCUCCACUGGAAAAAUGUUAUUUUGGUGCUUAACAUUAAACACUUAAGGAUAGAGUCUUAGCAGAGGAGAUUAGGAAGAAGGUGUCUCUAAGCCACCCUUUUGCUCCCCUGAUUUUUGGAGCAGCCAGAGGGAAGUCCACUGAGUCCAGAGUAACGAUGCUAAAUUACACGGGCUCCAGCGGUCUUACACUGGUUCCAUCCAUAGGAGAUCAGGCAGAGCAUCAUCCCCUUCCCCUAUAAGGGGGCUGAUGGGGCAACUGAUGAAGUUGAAACAGCUGUGUCUGCUUAAUUCUACCCAAGGACUUCCCUCUAGUGGAAAGAUCCUUAGCUGUGCUUCAGCACUGAAGUUUCCACUUGCUUUGUGCUGCCUCUUAAGUCUGUGCCAUAAAUCUGGCCCUCUGCAUAGACAUGGACUAUCCUGUGUUUUUAAAAUCAUGUGAGCUGACCAUAAUUAACCUUAAGGUGUGAUCUAGGUUUAGGUGGCCCUUGAGGUAAACUACAACCAGCAGAUGCAAUACAAGACCUGAUGGUCCUUGUCUGUAAAUGUGCUAAGGUGCAUUUUUUUACCAUUCUAAAGCAAUGAAGUUUGCCGGUGUAGAUGAGGCUACUGCUGUUUCAGAUUGGAAAAUGUUUCCUUAUUUAAAUAUUAGGGGAAAUACUCAGGUUUUCAAACAUUUAUUUAAAAGAAAAAUGAAGUCCAACAUUCAGAAUUUUGUAGUAUAACACUUUAAAAGCCUUUAUUAGAGCGGGACAGUCAAUUGAUGGUUUGAGUAAAGAGUGAAUAAGGUCUUCAGGUUUUGGUUAAUAGAAAAUUAUUAAAUUGGAUGUUUUAGAAGCUGAAAGCUUGAUCCUGCUCACAUUGAACUCAACAUCAAAACUCCCCUGGAGUUCAGUGGAUGUAGGAUUGGGCCAUACAUAAUUUAGGGUCAAAUUCACCCCUGUGCAGAGAACUUGUAUCAGUGGUAAAUAGUCUUAAGUUUCACUUGAGUCCUCACAAUAGCAUUUGGGCUACCUGUACAUAUAGGUCAAUUUCAUGCUUAUAGGUAGGUUGGUUUUUUUUUUUUAACGUGUUUAGCAGUUGCAUGGAGAGCUGCUGGGUGCUGAGAACUUGAAAAUCUGUUCCUCAAUCCAUAGUGUUUGUGAGUGCUCUAAAACAGUUGCCUUAAAUAGGUUUUGAUUUGCAUAGAAGGCAAUCCCUUUUCCACUCCUGAAGGGAAUUACUUUGUAUGAUAGCUUGUGUAUUUAUUUUUAAUGUUACCUUUUCUUUCUGAAUGAAGAAACUUAUUUUCUCUCAGGAGUCACUAUUCUAAAAAACAAAACUGUAAUUCAGGCAACUUGGGUCUAAUAUUAGAUCUGCAGUAACUAGUGACCUGUGUAAGACCAAGUUGUUCUUUGCACAAAAGCCUUGGGACAGAAGGUGUUUUGCCUGUAUGUGAUGCAAUGUCACAUCAGUAACAAGGAGUCACUACCUUGACAGAGACUUAGGGGAACACAACUUGCUAUUAACAUCUGAACUUGGACACAGCAGACUCUGGCCCUGUAGAACAACUUUGGCAGAGUGGGGAGGAGAGAGCCAGUUGUAGCUCCCAGCUGUACUGGCUUUCUGAUGCCCCCACCAACCAUAUAGCAGGGGAAAUGCAAGAAGGGGGGACACACACACUGCCUGAGCCUGCAAACACUCGAGCAUAUGUGUAACCACUGGCAUGACUAUUCCCAUUGAACAUGAUGGAACUGUCACCAGAGGAAAGUCACUGAUGGCAUUUGUAGGACUGAGCCAAUCCAGUCAUCUGUGCCAUAUUUAGUUGAGCAAUGAUUUACCUUGCUGGGUAGAUUAAAAUAUUAAUCUGAUUUUGAAAUAAUCAGUCUAGUUUUUUAAUGUUACCUCUACAGUCUAAUAAUAUCACAAUACAACAAACAUUUCUAUACUGAAAUUGAGCUUUUUUUUUUUUUUUUACUCUGACAGCCUAAAUUCUGUCCAAGAUACCAUAUCUGUAUUUAUCUGCUCCUUACAUGGAGCAAGUUCUCUCUACUUUAGAUCCUCAAGCUAAAGCAACACUGAGGUCAACCUAAAUGCAAAGGGUUUUUUUGUGCAAUGGAAAAAGACAGUUUACUUCUUGCCAGAAGUUGCACUCAAAUACUAAACACAGGCUAUUGUGGAAAAGGCACAGUUUAUUUAUUUGUUUCAGAAUCACUGAAGUCAAGCCUCAAAUCCUUUCUAACAUCAGUAGUUACACAUUAAGGGCUAGUUCUCCAGUUGAUGCAUAUUUAGUUUUGAUUUCAGUGGAGUGCCACAGAUCUAUACCAGCGGAGGUUCUGGCCAAGAAACUUUAACUUGUACUGACAUGGGAAGCAGAGAAUGUUUCAUGUAUUUUUGGAUCAUUUCAGUUUUAUUAGUUCUGAACGCUAGAGCUGGUUAGAAACUUUAAUUUUAAAAAAUGGACAUUGAUUGACAAACUUUACAUGCCCACCUCUGAACUUUUUUUUUUUUUUUCUGAGCAGAUCUGUAGGAGGGGGACCAACAAAAAAAAAAAAAAAGUCCAACUAAAAAGCUUGCUACUUUCUUCAAGGCUGGGGUGUUUUUUUUUUCUGGGGGGAGUGAAUUCAGGGUUUGGUUUGUGUUUUUUUUUUUUUUUAAACCAGCUCUAUGGAAGAAUUACUAUAGUUUAAUUAAUCCACUUGGGACACCAAGGAGAGAUGAAGGUCCAAAUUUCUGCUGGCAUAAAAGAUGUAGUACUGUUUAAGUUAAUGGACCCAUGCUAGUCAACACCAGCAAAGAAUUUUGCCAGUUACACUUAUGUUGGCAAUUUAGGACACUAAAGCUAAUGUACAAAUGAGUGUGCCCUGUAAUAACACACUGACCCAGCUGGGGAAGUGGGUUAAUAAGAAAAGUCAGUAUUAAAUGUCCUCUCUGGCCUAGUUCUAGUAGUCUGGGAUAAGUGUCAAGCAUAUUGGAAUUUUAAAAUAAAUUAAUACAUUAACUUCUCAGAUUUAAAUACCAGCAAAUACAAGAUUGUCGUCUUUUAAACAAGGCGGAACAGAAACCCUAAUUUGUAUAGUGUUUUCAAGACAACCUGAAUCGGGGGCCUGAUCAAACUCCGAUUGAAUCAAUGGCAAAACAGCCUGUUGUAUUCCACAGGAGUUGGAUCAGACUUUCUGCGAGCAGAUCUCUCACAGUGUAAGUAAUACUGCUCAUCUGUGCAUCAAGUGUCAUUACUUGUAGCUGCUCCCGGAAAGUCAUCAAAAGGCCAUUGCAGUCACUGUGUAACGCAACUAAACUGUAAUGUUAAUGCUUCAAUUUCAUUCCUGUUGUAUAGUGCAUAUUGUUUUAAUAUUUUCAAAUAGAGGAGUAUUGUUUUCAACAGCUGUUUGUUACUUGAUGCAGAGCAAGUUGGGGGAGGGCAGAGGGGUGUUAAUGAAACUUUGCAUGUGUGUGUAGAGGUUGAUAUGGGUUACAGGAUGCAUUAGGUUUGAAUUCUGUUACCCUGACGUACGAUAUUCUUCUGUCUAUACAGGCUCUUUGGCGGGACACUUUUUUUUUUUUCUCUUGUACUUUUGUGAGGUCAACUGAACGCCUACAAAUGAAACACUUUGGUAACUUAAGUUAAGCGAAGAGUAUACGAUGUUGGCGCACACAUUGGCUGAACUGGGUUUGUGGGUUCUUAUAUAGUUGGGAUAGUCUGAGUCUGAUUAUUAGAGCUGGUCAAAAAAAAAAAAUUUGUCAGACACUGAAGAAAAAUGGUAUUUUUUUUCUUUAAAAUGUUUUAAAAUAUUCCUUCCACUCCCUCCUCCACCUUUUUCCUGUUUCUAUUUUGCUACCAGGAAAGGGGGCUAAAAAAGGGGAGGGAAGCAAAUUAUUUAAAUUUGCAAUUUUGAAAAAUUAACAUUUUUGUUAAAAUUUCCCAUUUUUAAGAAAAAAAAACAGCUGGCCUUUUUACCUGCUCUAAUAAUUACAUCAUGCCACUUUGCCUAGUGGAGAUCUAAUUGGUGGUCAUUCCAUUUUCUAAAUCAGAGAGGGAGAGAAAUCUGAUCAAAAACUUAGCAGGGGCAAAUGCAAGUCUGUGGAAGGUUAAGGGCCCUUAACACAGAUUUGUUUACCUACAGAACAAGGCAAAUUAUUGAUAGCUUGUGUAUGUUAAUAGCAACCUGUUUGAGGAGGUUUUUUGGUGCUGAAUGACAGAUUUUAGGAAAGGUAUGAGUGACUUGAAUCUCCCCUUUGGGGACUGAUCCUGCAUUCCUAGGGCAGUCAAAACUCCCACUGCCAUGAGGUUUGGCUGUCCAAGGAAUGCAUUGAUUAGGUCCUUAAGCUACAGGGGAGCAGUGCUUCAAGCUGCCUGCAUUAUCCAGUUGUCUCAGCCAGGAUAUGGAGCACCUGUUUCCAGGGCUGAGAAGGUAUAGUAUGGAGACUGAAUAUUCAAGUCUAUAAGUGAGUGGGUUUUUGUGUGAUGGGUCUUACGUCGCUGGAGGUAUCUGGUAUGCUUUUCUCUCCACUGUUCCUACCACUGUCUUAGCGCAACAUGUGAUAGCAACAACAGGAACACUAAUGUAGACUGGAUGCUGGAGUUUGAACCCUCAUGCUGCCCUGCCCUGCCCUGAGCAGGUUUAAAUGACACAGUGCUUGAAACAGAAGCUGAGCCCAGUACCUUACCUAUGUUAGAGCCCCACUGCUGCUAUCAUUGAUGGAUGUGAGCCAGCAUUAGCAACAAUGAGAGGUGGCUUUAGAGCAGAAAAAAGCCUAUUGUAGGUAAGGGCUUAAUGGCCCUAUUUACAUUGACCAAGGAAAGAGUGUUAGCAGGACAGCUGGGUU